Molecule: messenger RNA, 2436 nt
Organism: Mycena indigotica
Lineage: Eukaryota; Fungi; Basidiomycota; Agaricomycetes; Agaricales; Mycenaceae
Product: Zn(2)-C6 fungal-type domain-containing protein
Exons: 18
Coding region: 1-2436 (811 amino acids)
Biological process (GO): regulation of DNA-templated transcription; DNA-templated transcription
Molecular function (GO): DNA-binding transcription factor activity, RNA polymerase II-specific; DNA binding; zinc ion binding
Source: RefSeq, a predicted model, not a curated record
AUGUUCGACGACCGCGUGUCCUCAACGAGUCGUUUGAAGCGCCUUCCAGGUAGCUGUGACCGAUGCUGGCGGAAGAAAAUCCGAUGCGACCGCGCGAAUAUGGAUGGAGUUUGCACAAACUGCCUCAAUAUCAAAGCAGAAUGUACCCACUCGCGCCGUAAGGGAAAUAAGACUGCCUCAAUCACCGUUGUUCGUUCAGCAAAAGAGCAUGUUGCCAAGAUCCUGUCUACUUCAACGAUAUAUAUCCCGUCCAACGACCCUGCCGCCACCCACAAAAUCCUGGUGGAAAUUGCCCAGUAUGCCCGGUCCAUGGAAGAGCAGAUCGCCACACUCACCGGCGCACGACUAAAGGCCCCCGCAACCCCUACGCCUUCAGAUUCGGAAUCGUCGGAUGAUGAACCCGACCCACCAGAUAGCAGUGACAGGCAACCAAGAUAUGGCGCACCAUUGUUCCCGUCCGCCAAAUCGAAGGAUGUACCGCUGACAAGGGCCACGCGAAGCUUUCAGUUCUUGCAAUCGGUUCUUAAGCACGUACCCGAAAACACUCGACCAAUGCUGGAUCUACCUUGGCAGCGAGAAGAGUUUUGGGUUCGGCAACCUUGGGAAUCAUCUAUCUCGGAGCACUACAAGCUCCCUAUACAAGUCUUCCCCGAGAAAGACCUCCUCGAUGCGCUUGUAGACCUUUACUUCUCCAAGGUCAACACCAUCCUAAACCUUCUGCAUGCUCCCUCUUUCCGCAGAAGUGUUGCCGAGAAGAAGCAUGAGAAAGACCCUCAUUUUGGAGCAGUAUUACUCGCCGUUUGUGCUCUUGCGAGCCGCUUCUCCGAUGACUCCCGUGUUCUACUCGAUGGCACAACCGAUGAGCAUAGCUGUGGCUGGCGAUGGUUCUCCCAAGUCAGACCAAUGCGAGCGGUCGCCUGGUCAGACCAUCCCGCAAGCUUAUACCAGUUACAGCUGAUUUGUCUCUCUCUAUCGUUCAUGUCUGCCUCAUGCUUAGGGACACGUGAUGAAUGCUGGAUACUCGCCGGCAUGGGGCUCCGCUUUGCUCAAGCAUCCGGGGUCCAUUCACGCUCCGGUGCGGGAUACACUCGUCGUGGAGUUGACACUGUGGAUGCUGAGCUGUAUCGACGCGCCGUCUGGGUUCUUGGCUUGUACGACACGUUGAUGAGCUGUUUUCAGGGGAGGCCGUGGAUGGCGCAGAUGGACAAAAUGGACCUCUUACCUCCGGCACCCAUUUCUGUAGAGCAGAGUAUUGUUCUACUCCACGACACAAACAGUAACACACCACCGGUACCUUCAGAAGUUGAAUUCCUGAAUGCAUACAUCGAGUUGGCCCGGAUUAUUGGACGCAUUCACGAAAAGCUUUACCCCGCUGCUGAUCGUGAUCGCAAGCCAAUGUCUGCUGACGAAAUUGCGGAUCUAGAUUCUUCGCUUAACAGCUGGGCGGAAGGGCUUCCGAAACAUUUGAAAUGGAACGCGACCCAAACCAAUACAGUAUUCCUAGAUCAAUCCGCAACAUUGCACAUAACCUACUAUCAUGCUCAGAUAAUCCUACACCGUGCAUUCCUUCCAAUUAUAGCUCGUCAGCCAGAAAAUCCAAUCGAUUCUCCAUCGCUCUCCAUUUGUGCCAACGCCGCUCGCUCAUGUGUGCGUGUUAUCGAAAGCCAUGCGAAGCGCAGUAAAGGACUCAUCCACCAUCCGUCGUUGACUAUGAACCUGUUUGACGCGGCAGUUAUAUUGAUUCUCAAUAUGUUGACCGGUCGUCACAAGAUUAAAUCACAAGAGGACUUUUCGCGUGCCACUUCUGACCUGGAGAGUUGUGUGUGGGUCCUGGGGCUAUACGAGAAACGAUGGCGUUUUGCAGGAAGGCGCUGCGAUGCGAUAUUCCUGAGCUUGCGACUGGUCAGAUUUGCGUUGUUCGACCCCGCAUUCAAUUCGGCCAACAGGUCGCGUCUGCAACAACAGCAACAAGUCCGGCCCGAAAUUCCUUCAGCCCCUCCGCCAGACUUGGGGUAUGCAACUACAGGUGUCUCUAUGGGACCAAGCUUUCCACGGCACUCCAACCCUGACUCACAUAUUCGUGCAUUGGAGGAGUCGAUGGCCAUGACUAGACAUCUGUUUUCUCCGUCCUCCCUAGGCUUGCCGGUGCUUCCCAGCGGCCACUAUGCUCAUAUUCCUUCUACAAGUGUGCAGGAACAGUACUCUGGCAAUAUUGAAGGACAUAGUCUACAUGGUCACAUGGACAUUGACUGGGGACUGAUGUUUGGUGCCCAAUUCUCCUCUGACGCUUGGCCGAGUGAAACCCCGCCCGUCGACCUUCCGAGCCUCGACUCUGGUCCCGUUCAUUAUGCAGGCGCAGAUGCGUGGAACGCCAUUUCGGGUGGAUAUGGAUGGGGGGAGUGGAACUCAUACACUCAUAGAAUUGACUCGGAAUAG